Messenger RNA from Cantharellus anzutake, 591 nucleotides. RefSeq lists its product as uncharacterized. The record is from RefSeq and is a predicted model, not a curated record. The coding region runs from base 1 to 591 and encodes 196 amino acids. The transcript is spliced from 2 exons. Lineage: Eukaryota; Fungi; Basidiomycota; Agaricomycetes; Cantharellales; Hydnaceae.
AUGAAUAUUACCCCAGUAACUCCCCCUGCAAUCUUUGCAAAUAUAUCUCGACUUCAUGAUGCAGCGAAACAACUUCCAUCCUCCACCCCUGGAGGGAGUCCAGGUUCAGUUUUUGGACAAUACAGCAUCACAUCGAUCAUGCAUGCCUUAUCAUUAUACGCAAUGCCUGCAGAUGCAUGGGAGGGGGAAAUUAAUCCAUGGCUUGACCAGCACUUUGGAGUUUGGGCUAUGGGACAGCUGGGGGCUAUUCAGAAGUUGGCAAAUCAGAUUUCGGUCAGUCCUCACGGCCUCAAUGGCUUUAUAGAAAUUCUCCAGUGGCUAGUAGGCAAUGGCUACACUGUGGACACCAUGCUUGGGGGGCAGGUGGAUAACAUAAUUCAUGCCAUUGACUUCGUUGUUGGAUCAUCUUCAUGCCCCACAUCCCCUUCUUGCACUUCCAUCGCAAAUUCCAGUCGUGAUGUGAGACCUGGAGUCAGUGUGGUGGAACGGUGUUCCAAAAUUGUGGCACCUUCACAGCAUCCCAAUGCCGGUCCUCCAAGAUCUAAAGCCCAUGCCGCUGAAAGGGGGCUUGUGGCUCUCUAUGCUGACUAA